AUGGCGACUUGCUGUGUGACAGAGAUGGAACCAGCGCCGCUUAUGACGAAACACGAGUCUAUAAGCAGAAUGUCCACUCAUGAUCUUGGCGCUCCAAGCGACGAGCUUCUCCGCAAGUCCUGCGACCACUCAGCCUUCCGACUGGUGGCGCCCAGGAUACUGGACGAAUGCGCGAAUCUUGGUGCGAGAAGCAUGCCGCUGCAAGCCCUCCGGAGUCGCACAAUGCGCACGACGCCCACACACCGGAGUCGUGUUGCCGCAAGCAUGCCAAUCCAGGCUUUGCAGCGAAGCAUGGGCACCACAGCCUUUGAUCCUUUCCAUUGCUAUCAUAGGAGAGAUUCCAUCGUGUGCUCUGAGCCGCCUCCGACCUCACCUCACUUUGAUGAGAUUGCUGUGACACAAAUCAUGUCCAACGAUUUCGAAGUGGACGAAGAUGGCUUGCUCCAUCUGGACGGCGAGGAUGCCCUUGUGAGGAAGGCUUCUAGCAGGAUCGACGAAACUGGAACGCAGACAUCCAGCGCUCUCUGGAAGGACCCGGAGCAAGGAGUCAUUCUUGUCGACUGGGACGACACUCUCUUCGCCACCACCUGGCUUGCUGGAAAGAGCGAGUUCAAAUCCUGGCAGCGGGAAUGGGUCUCCGGGGCACCGCCAAAGCUGUCCGAAGAGGACGCACGCGACCUGGCGGAGCUGGACAAAGCCGCUCGGGCCUUUCUCUGCGCCGCCUCUGCCCUGGGCCAGGUCGUUUGCGUCACGCUCUCCCGGACGCCCUGGCAGCACAACACCAUGAAGGCCUUCAUGCCCGAACUCGCCAAAGCAUGGGAAGAAGCAGGUGUGGAGGUGAUCUACGCCAGUGAGGUGAUGCUACGGCGGCAUUCUUCAGGCGGCGGCGAAUGCCGCCACGCCUCCGGGCCGGGUCUGGUCGAGCAAGAAGUAAUCCUCAUGGGCCAGUCAAUCAAGAAGAAAGAGACGGCGAUGAGGCGGGUCAUCAACAAAAUCUAUGGCAAAGGGAGCUGGAAGAACGUGGUCAGCAUCGGAGACGGCGAGGCCGAGUUCAACGCACUGCGGGACAUCUCCUUCAAACACACCAACCCAACGAGUGGUGUGACUGGCAGCCAAAAGCGCUUCCGUAUGAAGGCCGUGCAGAUGUUGGAUUCCCCAACCUGUAAUGAACUGACAACGCAGCUACAGAUCCUUCAGGCCUGGAUGCCAGCCCUGAUGCACUUGGACGAUGAUUUUUUCCUGACCCUUAGCGAUGGCGAGGAGGAUAUCCUUGCCAUGCACAACAUCCUCCUUGAGCGCCUCGAAGGCCAAGGCCAAACGAGCUGA
This is a messenger RNA of Symbiodinium sp. CCMP2456, 1326 nucleotides long. Lineage: Eukaryota; Dinophyceae; Suessiales; Symbiodiniaceae. The record is from the annotation of a GenBank genome assembly.